Jatropha curcas is the source of this 2031-nucleotide messenger RNA. RefSeq names its product protein NRT1/ PTR FAMILY 5.2. Gene Ontology annotation, molecular function: dipeptide transmembrane transporter activity; tripeptide transmembrane transporter activity. Lineage: Eukaryota; Viridiplantae; Streptophyta; Magnoliopsida; Malpighiales; Euphorbiaceae. Gene Ontology annotation, biological process: transmembrane transport; dipeptide transport. The record is from RefSeq and is a predicted model, not a curated record. Gene Ontology annotation, cellular component: membrane.
UCAUAAUCUUGGAGGUUAAAUAAAGGGUUAAGUUUACAAAAAGCUCCACAUGUUAUACAUUCAAAGUUCUCAUAUCUAACAAUGGAAAAUAUAGAAGAGAAAGGUUCUGCAAAUGGAAAAGAAGAUUAUACAGAAGAUGGGACUGUAGAUCUUAAUGGCAGACCCAUUUUAAGAUCAAAAACUGGAAGAUGGAGAGCUUGUUCCUUCAUUGUUGGGUAUGAAAUAUUUGAGAGAAUGGCUUAUUAUGGGAUAGCUUCAAACCUGGUAUUGUAUUUGACGAAGAAGCUUCAUGAAGGAACUGUGACAUCCUCAAAUAAUGUCACCAAUUGGGUUGGUACUGUUUGGAUGUUGCCCAUUAUAGGUGCUUACAUUGCAGAUGCUCAUCUUGGCAGAUUCUGGACUUUUAUCGUUGCAUCUGCCAUUUAUCUCUCGGGUAUGAUCCUGUUAACUCUAGCAGUUUCAUUGUCAGCACUAAGGCCUCCAUCAUGUGGUCCUAAUAUCAAAGAAGAGGAUUGUGACAUAAAGGCCUCAGCUCUCCAAAAGGGUGUCUUCUACGCAGCACUCUACAUAAUUGCAGCAGGAACCGGUGGAACCAAGCCAAACAUUUCUACAAUGGGUGCAGACCAAUUCGAUGAUUUCGAACCCAAAGAAAGGAUUCAAAAGUUAUCGUUCUUUAAUUGGUGGAUGUUCAGCAUUUUCUUUGGUACUCUAUUUUCAAACACUUUCUUGAUCUAUAUACAAGAUAAUGUGGGUUGGACUCUUGGCUAUGCCCUUCCAACAGCAGGGUUAGCUGUUUCAAUUGCUGUGUUUUUGGUCGGCACUCCAUUUUAUAGGCACAAAUUGCCUGCUGGAAGUCCAUUCACUAGGAUAGCUCAAGUACUUGUGGCUGCUUUAAGGAAGGCAAAUGUUCCUCUCUCAAAUGACCCAAAAGAGCUUCAUGAACUUAGCCUGGAAGAAUAUACAAAAUCAAGAAAAUUCAGAAUUGACCACACCCCUUCAUUAAGAUUCUUUGACAAAGCUGCAGUGAAGAGUGGGUCGAGAUCCCCAUGGAUGCUAUGUCCUGUGACACAAGUAGAAGAAACAAAACAAAUGAUAAAAAUGCUUCCAAUUUUAUUAAUCACAUUCAUACCAAGCACAAUGUAUGCUCAAGUACACACUUUAUUCAUCAAACAAGGCACUACCUUAGACAGAAGAAUGGGACCUCAUUUCGAAAUCCCUCCAGCAUGUUUGACAGCAUUUGUAACAAUCUUUAUGCUCAUCAGCCUAGUCAUAUAUGACCGUUAUUUCAUCCCUGUAAUUAGAAAAUAUACAAAAAACCCAAGAGGAAUUACAUUGCUUCAAAGAAUGGGAAUUGGGUUUAUCUUACAUGUGAUUAUAAUGGUCACAGCUUUCUUAGCAGAAAGAAGGAGACUUAAUAUUGCCAAGGAACAUAACAUUGUUAAGAAGGACGAAAUAGUUCCUCUCAGUAUAUUUAUUCUUUUGCCUCAAUUUGCUUUAAUGGGGAUUGCUGAUACUUUUGUUGAAGUUGCAAAGAUAGAGUUUUUCUACGAUCAAGCGCCCGAAGGAAUGAAGAGCUUGGGAACUUCAUAUUUUACCAGUAGUUUGGGAAUUGGGAAUUUUCUCAGUAGUUUUCUGCUAAAGACGGUUGCUAACAUUUCAAAGAAGAAUGGACAAAAAGGAUGGAUUUUGGAUAAUCUAAAUAUCUCACACUUAGACUAUUAUUAUGCAUUUUUGGCUCUGUUGAUGUUCAUCAACUUGCUAUUUUUCUUGGUUGUGGCUAAGUUCUUCGUUUACAAUAUCGAUGUGGACUCGAGAAAGGAUUUGCAGGAAGCAAUUGGAGCUUCAUCUCCAGAUAAUAAGGUAAAUAACCAUGAAAAUAAGGAAGACUUGAAGACUGGAGAGAGCUGAUGAAGUAGACAAUCUUCUACAGAAUUAUUGCUUGUUAGAAUCAAUGUGAAGAAAGGAGAAAGUUCAUAUUAAUAAUAUAGUGGGUUAAUUAUAUUUGUGGUGUAUAAACUUUUUAUUUCGUCA